Echinostoma caproni is the source of this 249-nucleotide messenger RNA. Lineage: Eukaryota; Metazoa; Platyhelminthes; Trematoda; Plagiorchiida; Echinostomatidae. The record is from the annotation of a GenBank genome assembly.
AUUUUCAAUCCUGACGAAGUGCUUGAACACAAUAUGGGCAAGCUGAAAAUGUCAACAGCGGAUUCACCUACCGACUGGACUCCAUCCGAGCUGUCUGAGGUAAAUGAGGUUUGGCGCAAACUAAAACCGGCCGAGGAUUGGCUCGAGUUGAUGGAAGAUCCGAUCCAGUGGAAAUCUUCAAAUAUCACCGAUAAGGGUGUGUUCGAUGCUGAUCGCAUUGCUCUAAAAUCCCUACAGAAUUCAACAUAG